This is a messenger RNA of Ctenopharyngodon idella (grass carp), 4218 nucleotides long. RefSeq lists its product as uncharacterized. Bases 830 to 1510 code for a protein of 226 amino acids. The record is from RefSeq and is a predicted model, not a curated record. The transcript has 2 exons. Lineage: Eukaryota; Metazoa; Chordata; Actinopteri; Cypriniformes; Xenocyprididae.
AUACAGUCUUAGACAAGGGAAACUAAUAUCUGGUCUAAGACUGUAGUAAAUUCUUGACUAUACUACCCAUAUGGCCUAAUAGACAUCAUUAAUUUAUAAAGGCCUGAUUCUGUCGUGUGUAAUGUGCAGUCAAGUGUAAUCGGUGUGUUUGGAGUGGCGAGUAGAAACGCUGCUGUGAUCAAAGAGGAAAAUAAUGAAAGUGUAAGUUCAGUACUGUCUAAUAAGCUUUGGUAAGACUUUACUAUUUUAUUUCUAAAAGAAGUAUGAUCUUUUCUGUAGUUUGUGCUUUAUUGUUUGUGACUCUUGAAAUGCAGAUGCAUCUGUUUUUGUGUUCCUCACGAGUGACGGCCACGCCAGAUAGAAUGUCUUUCUUCCUCUGAAAAUGCCUUGAAGUCUCUUGGGAACUUUGAGUUAUUUUUGCUGCUUUUAAAGGCUUCAUGUCUGUAUUCAUCCUGUGGAGAGCACCGGGGAAAAAAACUGCCCACCUCCCAUUUCCAUUCCCUCAUCCACUCCUGUUUCUUCAUCUUUCUGUUCUCUCAAUAUCGUAAAGUGUCUUAGUGCAUUUGUGGUUGGAUGUUUUGCAUUUUUUCUUUGUUUGCAACAUCUGGAGCAUUAAUGGUGCUGUAUCUGUGGAUACUGAAAGUAAAGGGAUGGAUGUUGAGGUAUUAGUGUGGUAGUCGAAGGGCAAAAGGUUAAUUACUUUUUUGUGGUAAUCCUGAAUCCGUAGAGGAUUUAGAGAAGAUCUUAUUUCUUUUCGUAUUCUUGACGGUACAGAUGUGACCUGUCUCUUGGACCAGCGCUCUCCAAGGUGUGUUAGAAAGGGCUUGCCAUGGUCACCAAAGACAACGCUAACUCUGGCUCUAUUGGAAAGACAACCUGUGUGAAGAAGCAAAAGUGUAUGAUGAACAAUUCUCAAAAGGCUGGGAAGCUUUUCAGGGACCCGCAGAAGACCAUAUUUGAACCUGAACUGACCUUAGAGGUCACGGCUGAUGAUGGAAGGAAAUCAAAUCCGACAGAGGUCGCAGCAAAUGGUGUUAUAGAAAAUGCUGUGAAUGAACAGACAUGUAAUAUAUGGAACGUUUCCAAUCUCCAAAAUCUGAAAGAGAUGCAAUAUCUGCACCACGAGGCCGAGGACAGCCUAAUCGACGCGUCACUGGACAUGGACAAGUCGUCUCUCAUGGGUUUCAUCGACUCCAGUAACCUGGAGAGCUCGGAGGAUGUUCAGACCGUUCCAUGCAUCCAGGUGGACAUUAAAACGGACGUGGUACUGAUUGAUGAGGAUGAUGAUGAUAUGUCCCUAAGGGAGAGGACAGUGACGGACAUGUCUACUACAGACGGGAAUGCGGCUGAGCUUGUGUGUGGGCGUCUCCAGUCAAUCUCCUCUGACUCCUCCCACUCGUUGUGUGAUGGGCGGAGUCAAGAGCAGGGCUCGACCAUGGAGAUGCCUCAUGAGGAGCAGGAGCUGCCCAAAACACACAAACGCUCCUGCUGCCUCUGUGUUAUCAUAUGAAGUUUCUCUAAAAAGGGGCAAUAUUAUACACUUUUUAAACAGUAUUUUUUUUCUUAAAGGUAAUUUUAUAAUGUUAAGGCCUGUUCACAUCAAGGACAAUAAAGAUGACUAUAACUAUAAUAGACAAUAUCGUUCUGUUUAUUAUGAGCUCACGCUGCAGUUUUGUCGUCUGUCACUUUAAAUGCUUGAGCGCUUUAAAGAAGGAUGGAUUCUGAAUUUUUUUAUCGUUUCAUCAGCUGGAAAAAAUGCUUAUUGUCAGAAUAUGCAAAAUAGAAAAUACUCGCGGGACUUUCUAACAUUUACAGAGAAGGAUACAAAUAUACGUUAAAGAAAAAAAGUAAAAAAAAAAAAAAAAAAACCCAUAAAAUGUAAGUUACGUGCUGAGGAAAACACGUGUCAAAGGCAGUAAACAGCACGCGCAUCUGUCAGAGCACGAGAGGGGAAGACACGGUAAACGCUAAUGCUUUUGUUUGAAGUGCUUAUAAAUAUAAAGCAAGUUUCGGACAACCUGGAUCAUGUACCCUUCACGGAGCAGGCCUCUCUGUGUCCUCCGCUAUUUUUCCAUAUGCGGUUUGUCUAUAGAAAUGGGUUAUUCACUACUGUAAAGCGUCGUGACUGGCUAAUGGUUUCCGAGCACAGCGCGCAGACGCGACUAAUCGAUAAUCAAAUUCGUUGUCGAUAAUAAUCGAUUUUAUCGAUUAAUGUUGAAGCCCUAAUAUCUUUAUUGUUAUAGUUAUCGUCCUUGGUGUGAUCGUACCUUUAGUAAAGGUUUCUUGCACCCAAAACAGUCAUAAUUAAGUUUUUCAUGACCACUUUUAAAUCUCUCUUUCUGACCCUCAUAAUUAAACAAGCUUAAUUGUCAUUUUAAAGUCAUAAAAUGACAUUCGUAACCUAUUUUACUUUCAUAAUGUGACAUGUUUCCUAGUGAAAGAAUAUUUUAAUGAGGAAAAGGUAGGGAAGGACAUUUUAUAAUGUUAGUCAAGGUCAUAAUCAAAUUUUUCAUGACCAUUUUUAAAUCUCUCUUGAACACUUCGAAUUAAACAAGCCCAUUUUCCUUUUAAAGUCAUAAAAUGAUGUUUGUAACCUGUACUUCCAUAAUAUGACAUAUUUCCAAAUGAAAGAAUAUUUUAAUGAGGAAAAAAAAGGUAGGGAAGGACUCAGAUUUACUUAUUGGAUCAUGAAAAGUGGAGCUCUUUUACAUCAGAAGAAGAAAAAGCCUGUUUUCCAUGAUAUGCCUUCUGAAGGAGUAAAUUUGUUUCUGCAUGAGCACAGUUGCUGUGAGGAUCUAGUUUAAGGUUUUGAAAGCUGAUGCUGCCAGUCAUAGCUAGUUUAAACCUAACCAGAUUUUGUAUUUAUUUUUGAUUUGGGCUGCUUUUCCUGUGCGUCUGGCACAAUAGUGUUUUUGUGAAUUAUACAUUUUGUAUGUGUUUGUCUUUUAUCGCAGUUGCUUCGUAACCCUGGGCUUGUGAAAUAUUCAGUGCUGAGCUGAGUUUGUAAGAGGUCAGAGAGCACUGCUGGAAAUGUGCAGGUACAAUCAACUGCACAAAACAUGAGGAAAAACUCCGAUAUUUCUAGCUAGGCAAGCUCAAUUGUGUUCGGUCGGUGACCAAAAUGUGUCAGAACACUGUUAAAAAAAACACAAUGUAAGUACGAUUUGCCUUCAGAGGUGCUAUAGUGGGUGUUAACCUGCAUUAAGAGCAUGAUUAUUACUAGAUACACCAUUUAAAAGUUUGGGGUUGGUGAGAUUUUUUUUUAAUGUUUUUGAAAGAAGUCUCUUGUACUCACCAAGGCUGUAAGUAUUUAAUCAAAAAUUACAGUAAAAAUAGUAAUAUUGUGAAAUAUUAUUACAAUUUAAAAUAACUGUUUUCUAUUUGAAUAUAUUUUAAAACAUAAUUUAUUCCUGUUAUUUAUUCCUGAAUUUUCAGCAUCAUUACUCCAGUCUUCAGUGUCACAUGAUCCUUCAGAAAUCAUUCGAAUAUGAUGAUUUGCUGCUCAUGAAACAUUUCUUAUUAUUAUCAAUGUUGAGAACAGUUGUGCUGAUUAAUAUUUUUAAAGGAAAUCUUUUUUUAGGAUUCUAUCAUGAAUAGAAAGUUCAAAAGGGCAGCAUUUAUUAUGUCACAUUAUAAAUGUCUUUACUGUCACAUUUGAUCAACUUAAUGCGUCCUUGCUGAAUAAAAGUAUUAAUUUAUUUCAAAAACAUAAAUCUUACUGACUCCAAACUUUUAAACAACAACUGUUUAAAUGACAUUUGAAAGUAGUUUUAAUUUUGGUACCAGUAUUUAAAAGAAAAUACAGCACCUUUCCACUGCCAGUGUGACGAAUGAGCCUGACGUAAUAUUAGCUGCAAUUUUUAAAAUGUUUUAUCGGACUGCCAAAACUUUUUACACACAACAUUUCUAUGCUUAAUUAGGCUAAAAAGCUUCUAAUUUCUAAGAGGCUUAAUUCAAAGCAUAGCGUCCAGUUGUCUUGCAUGCAAUGCUGUAACAAUGUUGCGUACUACUUUUUGAAACGUUUAGCACAUAUACUUAAAAAAUAUACUUUCACAUACUUAAAAAAUAUUAAGUGUGUACUGUGCAGUUUGCACUAGUUUUAUAAACAUCUCAGAUGGCAGAACUGGCACAUUUUCUGUACAGUGAGCUCUAUCUCUUCAUAUGGCUACAAUGGUGUCUGUUUUGUACAUUUGAAUAAAAGUAGUGCAUAUGUUCACA